Molecule: messenger RNA, 3283 nt
Organism: Styela clava
Lineage: Eukaryota; Metazoa; Chordata; Ascidiacea; Stolidobranchia; Styelidae
Product: MOB kinase activator 1A
Source: RefSeq, a predicted model, not a curated record
UUAACUAAUAUCACUAAUUAAAAAAUCCGAAAGUCUAACUAUUGACUUUUCAUCAUCUUCACAUCCACACGAUGGCGUUCUUGUUUCAAAACCGGAAUUCUCGUACUUUUAAGCCGAGGAAAAAAAUACCUGAAGGAACGCAUCAACAUGACCUCAUGGAGCACGCUGCUGCCACCUUGGGGAGCGGGAAUUUACGCUUGGCUGUGCAACUUCCAGAAGGUGAAGACCUAAAUGAAUGGGUCGCUGUUAACACCGUCGAUUUUUUUAAUCAAAUAAAUAUGCUCUACGGAACAAUUACUGAGUUUUGCACGGCUUCUUCUUGUAAAGUCAUGUCCGCUGGACCUAAGUAUGAAUACCAUUGGGCUGAUGGAACCAACAUCAAAAAACCAAUCAAGUGUCCGGCACCUAAGUACAUUGAUUACCUUAUGACGUGGGUUCAGGACCAACUUGAUGAUGAGAGCGUAUUUCCUUCCACAAUCGGCACCCCGUUUCCGAAAAAUUUCAUGACAAUCGCGAAGACCAUACUGAAACGUCUAUUUCGCGUCUACGCUCAUAUUUACCACCAGCACUUCAGCGACGUAAUGAAUCUCAAGGAGGAAGCACAUCUCAACACGUCUUUCAAGCAUUUUAUUUAUUUCGUGCAGGAAUUUAACCUAAUUGAUCGAAAAGAACUAGCACCGCUGCAAGAUCUCAUUGAUAAACUUGUUGAUAAUGAUAAAGAAAAAGCCAGCAGGGCUGGGAGGUAGUUUGACCAAAACUAGACAAAUCACAAGACUAAUUUCCGUUGUACAGGGACAGCAGUAUAAAAUUUCAUAGUGUGUAAUUGUUACCACCUAUUAGGGCAGAUUUUUGUACUACGGUGUUUCCCUGAAAAUAUGACCUACCCUGAAAAUAAGAUCUAGCCUGAAUUUUAAAAUGAUUUUGAUAUAAGCCCUCCCUUUAAAAUAAGAUUUAGUCGAUAGCACAGAUUUUUUUUGACCUAGUUGAUAGCAAGAAAUCUUUCCUACGCAUUUCAAAUAAUUAAACUACAUAUUUGGAAAUCUCAUAAUUCUCCACUUUGUAAUUUUGUUUUCUAAUAGAUGCAAAUAAGACAAAUCCCCAAAAUAAGCCCUGAUGGUAUUUUUCAAAAGAAAAUUGAAAUAAGACCGUGUCUUAUUUUCGGGGAAACACUGUAUUGGAUCUCCAUUUUCAUCUGUUUGGGUAUUGUCGCCUACCAGUCAUUUUCUGCUCAAAAUACUAAUUUCCUGUUAAUUACUCUUCUAACUUUUGCCUAAAUUUUAGGAUUUGAUAAAUUGAAUAUGAUUCCAGUUGUCUAAUAUUAGGGAUAAAGGAUUUCUCUCGCAAACUCCUAUAUGCACCAUUUUUUCCUCGUUUGUAUAGGUCAGGGGUGGCCAGCAUGUCGGUAUCAAGUAGUCGAUCGAGUCUGAUUUCAUUAAGAAUGCGCAUAUAGAGCCAAGCUUAUUUGCGUUAGUGGAAUUUUCGAUGCGUGUGUGCAGUUAUACGCAUAUUCAGUAUUAUUCAUUUAUGUGUAUGACCUUAUAACCAAUCGAUCGCGAGCUAUGUUAAGAAUUUUUGACGAUCAUGAUUGAAAGAAGGUUGGCCCCCCCUGCUAGAAGGACAACUAAGGGAUGGUUAACUACAGCCCACCAAAGCGAUUUUGUCCAUCCUCCCGCCCUUGGGGAAAUUUCCUACACCUACAUAUUAAAUCUCAUGGCCAUUUUAUCUCAUGGCCUAGUUGUGAGACAGUUUGUCAAUUCUAAAAUAUUUCUUUCCGGAUUGUAUUUUUAGGACACUAUUCCUCAUCCAAAAAAUAUUUCAAUAAUCUUAAAUUCAGCAUAUUUGAGUAAGUUGUUGAGUUUUCUGGGUAAACAUACUUUUUUAUUAUUUAAUAACAAUUGUCAAGAUUGUUAGUCAUAAUUAUGGCAUACUUCGGCCUCGCAUUCAGUUACCAGUUAUUACUUGUAGAAGAUAAAUUGAAAUUAUUGAAAAUGCUCGACGCCCCACGAUUUGGCCACGGCCCACCGUUCGACAACCACUGCUUUAGAGGAGGUUUAAAAAUUUGUUCUCUUCAAUUACAAGAAAACAGAAACGUAAUUGUUGAAAUAUUGAGUCUGAGCAGUGAAUUUAAAAAUAAAUGCAAUAGCCUUCCCUCUUCAAGUACGAAUAUGAAGCCGAUAGGCGAACUAGCUGUGGAAAAAAUCUUUUUUUUUAGCAAUAAGGAUUUUUCAGAAAGAAACAUAUGUUAUCUUAUUAUGUGUCCGUUAACUACUUUUCAGGUAUUCAAAUUCAGGUUGUCAGAGUUCUUUUCUGAUUGGUAAAUUAGUUACGAAGAAAAUCUUUUUUUUUUCUCCUAAAACACUGAUUUAGCGAAAAAUACGUUAUUACGGGAAAACGAGUCCAGUACUCUUCUCAGAUUUUGAAUUUUCAUAGUUCCUUUCUGUAUAGGCAUUCCUACAAAAGAUAUACUUUUUUGGGUUUGCUGUGGUAAUUGCUUGUGGCAUUUUUUCAUGUUUUAUCAAAUUAGAUGAUUAUUAUGGUGAUUUUUCAUUUCCUUUUCAUUAUUUUAUUAUUUUUCAUUUUGUACAUAAGGUAACAGUUUUGUUUUAGGAAUUAGAUUACGCAUACCCCCCCCCCCCCCCUUCAGUCAAGAAAGCAAGUUGUACAUACGAUGUUGAACAAAAAUAGAACCAAGGACUUGAUCAAAGACACCACCGCCAAUUCUAAAAUAAGAAGAUCGUAAUUAUACAUUCAGGGUCAGGACUGCAAAUUGUGCUGGGAUUCAAAUUUUCAAAUCAAUUCCUAACUGGAUAAUUAUUAAUUUAUUAUUUUAAAACGUGGCGGAAAUGUUUUCCUCAAAUCUCACAUUCUUGACUCGCUCGGGGCUUUGCACAACAGAUGCAAAAGCUGUUCUAUCAAAGUUUGCUAUAUCAAUAUAACUUCAGUAGCUGAUUGCUUCUCUGCGCCGCGUAAGAGUAAGCUUUCUAUAGGGUCAAAAUAACUAUAAUAAACAUUUGACAUAACGAAAUAACACCAAUAUGUUCGUAGUUACGUGUUGAUAGCUGCUCGUGCACGCUUUCUUAAAUGCCCUGUCCAGGGAGUCCUCGACUUACGACGCAGUUCCGUUCCUGAGACUCGGUGUAACCCGGAUUUCAGUGUAAGUCGGAACAUUAUACUGUACAGUGGUACAGUGCAUGAAUUACUCUAUACACAUCGUACUGUAUUGUAAAGUAUGGUACUGUAUACUAAUAAAAUGUACAAAUAAUGCAAAAAAGAACUUUAUUAG